GGGUGGCCCGGGGUCUGCCCUGGUCCUGGUCCUGAUCUGGCCGUCAGAGCCAAGCAGAGGACGCUGGUUUGGGCCCCGGCGGAUGGGACGGUAUCAGCUGAGGGCCGCCAGGACCUCCGCGGAGGGCACUGGGCCGGUGGACGCUCUGGAGCGGUUGCCGGGCAACGGUGCCGCCGGCCCCGCCCCUCUGCGCCGGCCGGGGAGGGGCAUUUGGGGCGAGCCGGUCUCCUGGCUGCAGGUGGGACGCAGGCUCCUUCGCAGUGAAGUGGAUACCGUCGGACGCCUUGGACAUCACCGUGCCCUGGCCUUCUCGUCCCGUCGUGGGUUCGCUGCCCAGCCAUGGCGCGCCCUUAGACCCUGGCCUGGGCGCAGAGGGCUUGGCGCCUGCCCGCGGGAGUUCUGAGCCUGCCUUCUGCCUCUCCUAACCUUGGGGAUUCUGGUUCACAAUGGCUGACUAUCAAGAGGAAGACUUGCAGAAAUUUCUUAAAAAUGUAGACGAAAUCACCAAUUUAAUUCAGGAGAUGAAUUCUGAUGACCCAGUCGUACGAGAGAAAGCUGUCCUCGAGACAGAAAAGAGACUGCAGUUUACAGAGGAAGACCAAGAGGAGGACGAGUGCAGGACCACCGUGAACAAGACCAUGAUCAGUCCUCCACAAGCUCCCACAAAGAACACAGAUGAAGUAAACACAGAGGGCUUCUUGGCAUCUAUGGAGAAGGAUGCAAAAGAACGUGCCAAAAGAAGAAGGGAAAACAAAGUCUUAGCAGAUGCCCUAAAAGAAAAGGGGAAUGAAGCAUUUGUCAAAGGUGAUUAUGAAACAGCCAUCCUGUGCUACAGUGAGGGUUUGGAGAAGCUGAAGGACGUGAAAGUACUGUACACCAACCGAGCCCAGGCUUAUAUCAAACUUGGGGACUACCGGAAGGCACUGGUGGAUUGUGAGUGGGCUCUGAAGUGUGAUGAAAAAUGCACAAAAGCAUAUUUCCACAUGGGAAAAGCCCACCUGGCCCUAAAGAACUACAGUGUGUCUAGAGAGUGUUAUCAGAAGAUCUUAGAAAUAAACCCCCAGCUGCAGAAACAGGUGAAAGAUUACCUGAAUCAGGUAGAUCUUCGGGAGAAAGCAGACCUUCAAGAGAAGGAAGCCCAGGAAGCACUGGAUUCAGGAACUAACACAGCCGUGACGACCAAGAAUCUUCUGGAGAUUCUUUCCAAACCUGAUCAGAUCCCCUCGUUCUAUGCAGGGGGAAUUGAAAUCUUGACUGACAUGAUGAAAGACUGCACGGAACGAACUUUAUUCAGAACACACGAUGGAUUCAGUAUCAUCGGUGAGAAUGAGGUCAUAAGAAGGUGCUUUUCCACAGCAGGAAAAGAUGCAGUGGAAGAGACAGUAUGCAUGUCUGUUCUCAGGCUCUGGCAAGCGGUGUGCAGUGAGAACGAGGAGAACCAACGUCUACUUGUGCUGCGCCCCGACACGGGCCAGCUGCUGCCCUCCCUCUUGGCCUCCAGGGUCCCAAACAUCCGGCAGCAGACCCUGGCCCUGCUGCUGCAGCUCGCCCAGACGGAGAAUGGACGGAGCCUGAUCAUGGGGCACCUUGACCUGACCAGGUUGUUGGAAGCCCUCGUGUCGUUUCUUGAUUUCUCAGAUAAAAAGGCCAACUCAGCCAUGGGACUGCUCACAGACUUGGCUCUGGAAGAAAGAUUCCAAGUCUGGUUCCAGGCCAGCCUUCCGGAUGUUCUCCUGGCACUGACGGGCGUGCUGAAGAGAGAUCCCAAGGUCACCAACACCUCAGCUCUCUGCCAGUGUAUUGCCAUUAUGGGAAACCUCAGCGCUGAGGCUGCCACCCGAAGACAGAUGUCUGCCUCUGAAGAAUUCAGGGAUGCCUGCUUGGGCCUCAUGGCCAAGUGUGAGGAGGAUGUGGACCUGUUCAGAGAGGUCAUGUAUACCCUCCUGGGACUCAUGAUGAACUUGUGUCUUCAGUCCCCCUGUGUCUCUGAGGUUUGGGCCAUGGAGGUGAGCAGGAAGUGCCUGUCUCUACUGAACAGCCAGGACGGAGGAAUCCUCACAAGAGCUGCUGGCAUUCUUAGCCGCACCCUUUCUUCCUCUCUGAAAAUUGUUGAGGAGGCCCUCAGAGCAGGAGUGGUGAAGAAAAUGAUUAAAUUCCUGAAGGCAGGAGGCCAGACUGCGUCACGUUAUGCGGUAAAGAUACUCGCCAUCUGCACUAAUAGUUAUCACGAAGCGCGAGGAGAGCUGAUAAGACUGGAUAAAAAGCUCGGUGUCCUGAUGCAGCUGCUGGGCUCGGAGGAUGAGAUUCUGGUGGGCAACGCCACCCUCUGCCUGGGGAACUGCAUGGAGGUGCCACACGUGGCCUCAUCCCUGCUGACCACGGACAUCGUGCCGGUGUUGCUGAAGCUCGCGGGCGGCGACGCGCAGAAGACGGCUGUGCAGCUGAACGCGGGCAUCGCCCUGGGGAAGCUGUGCACGGCCGAGCCCAGAAAGCAAAGCACAUCAGCUAGGAUGGGCUCGCUGUGGCAACCUGCUGGGGAGCUCUUGAGAGCAGGUCCCGCAGGUGCCUGUCACAUCUGCCACUCACAUGGCGAGUGUUGCCGUGUUUUGUGGGCCUCCUGAGGGUCUCCCCGCUUUGAUCUUUAGGGCUCCCCAGGGCAGCAGCAGCUGCCCUGUCCUGCCUUCCCAGCCGGCUUCUGCCUGAGGGGGGGAUGCCUCUGGGGGCCAGGUGUCUGCACCCUGGCAUUUAUGUCCUGGAGUUUGUGUUCUGAUUAUGACAGGUUUGCUGCUCUACUGAGAGAGCUUCACGGGAUGGAGAUUCUCCACUCUACCAUGAAGUACAUGGACAAUUCUUGAGAGACAUGGCGUCCCUGUGAGCUCUGGCUCGUUCCUGUGCCAAUAAAGACUUUCUGAAUAUCCA
This is a messenger RNA of Eubalaena glacialis (North Atlantic right whale), 2919 nucleotides long. It is a transcript of the gene TTC12, whose product is annotated as tetratricopeptide repeat domain 12. The record is from RefSeq and is a predicted model, not a curated record. Gene Ontology annotation, molecular function: protein binding. The transcript is spliced from 22 exons. Lineage: Eukaryota; Metazoa; Chordata; Mammalia; Artiodactyla; Balaenidae. Bases 447 to 2621 code for a protein of 724 amino acids.